AAACCACCCUUCUUCUUUUUUCCAGUAUCUAAAAAACGUAUAUAGAUUUACGUACCAUCUUGGCAUCUUGUACAACAACAAGCUUUAUGUUCUUAAACGCUCGCACACAAUAUAUACCCAAAGGGAUGCCGCUAUACCCACACGAUCACUCUAUACUUUCAAAUCUCAUCUCAGUUCUUUUCAUGGAUUGGUUUCCCCUUUCCUGCGUAUUCACUUUUGUGUUAUGUCUUUGACUGUAUAAUAUUCUCUUGCUAUUAGCCAUCCAGUGUUUUCAACAGCCAUUAUAUUACACUCCUUUCUGUUCUUUCCUGAUAUACAAGACCAAAAUCACUUGAUCAUUUCUCUACAACCCACAAACCUAAAAUCUCUGUUAAUUCUCUUCCCUCUCUCCCAGUCCUCUCCGACACGCCAUGGCUCAUCUUCAAGCUUGCUUUUUGAACAUUUUUAAAGCGUCUUCUCUCUUGAUUCUUCUUUAUUACCCUACUAUAGUCACCUGUGAGUGUACAUGUGAGGUUGGAGAUUUAGAGCAUAGUAAAGGCGAAGCACUGAAGUUUAAACUAGGUUCAAUACUCUCAAUUCUAGUUGCUGGCGCUAUUGGUGUUAGCCUCCCUUUGUUAGGAAAGAAAAUAAAAGCCUUUAGGCCUGAAAAUGAUAUUUUCUUCAUGAUCAAGGCAUUUGCUGCUGGUGUUAUCCUAGCAACCGGAUUCAUUCACAUACUACCGGACGCAUUUGAAAGCUUAACAUCACCAUGUCUUAACCAAGAUCUAUGGGGGCGCUUUCCAUUCACGGGUUUUGUUGCCAUGAUGUCUGCAAUAGGGACGCUAAUGGUGGAUUCAUUUGCGACAGGGUUUUAUAAGAGGAUGCAUUUUAACAAGAACAAACCGGUAGAUACUACGGAUGAAGAGACAGCUGGUCAAGAGCAUGAAGGUCAUGUACAUGUUCAUACACAUGCUACACAUGGCCAUGCCCAUGGUUCUGCCUCCCUAAAUGAAGAUUUGGCUCUGUCUGAAAUGGUUCGUCGAAGAGUUAUUUCACAAGUAUUGGAGUUGGGGAUUGUAGUUCAUUCAAUAAUAAUUGGAAUAUCUCUGGGUGCUUCUGGGAGUCCGGAAACAAUAAAGCCUCUCAUGGCAGCCUUGUCUUUCCACCAGUUUUUUGAAGGCCUGGGACUUGGUGGCUGCAUCACUCAGGCACAGUUCAAGUCUGCGUCUAUGGCAAUAAUGGCAACGCUUUUCUCCCUGACAACCCCACUGGGAAUUGCCAUUGGAAUUGGAAUUUCUAACAUUUACGAUGAGAGGAGUCCGACUGCUCUGACAGUCGAGGGCAUCUUCAAUGCAGCCUCAGCUGGGAUUUUGAUAUACAUGGCACUCGUUGACCUAUUAGCAUCAGAUUUCAUGAGUCCAAGGAUGCAAGGCAAUUUCAGGAUUCAACUAGGAGCAAAUGUUUCCCUUCUUCUAGGGGCUGGUUGCAUGGCUUUCAUGGUCAGAUGGGCUUGAGAUUUUCAGAACCAUACAAGCACAAGCCUUUUUUCCGGGGAAAAUGGAUUCAUGGUCCUUCAAGUUUUAAAAAUAUGUGCCCAUCUAGUUCAAUUUUGAUUGCACCAGACCCUUAACUUUCAUUUUUGGUCAAGUAUUUUCUCUCCAUCCAUGUUCAUGGCUGUUGAGAGACUGGUUAACAGUGUUAGUUUUAUGAUAUAUAUAUAUAUUUAGAUGUGGAAAAAAUCAAUUAUCCACUGGUUUCAUAUU
Populus nigra (black poplar) is the source of this 1742-nucleotide messenger RNA. RefSeq names its product zinc transporter 1-like. The transcript has 3 exons. Gene Ontology annotation, cellular component: plasma membrane. The record is from RefSeq and is a predicted model, not a curated record. Gene Ontology annotation, molecular function: zinc ion transmembrane transporter activity. Gene Ontology annotation, biological process: zinc ion transmembrane transport. NCBI's taxonomy places the organism in Eukaryota, Viridiplantae, Streptophyta, Magnoliopsida, Malpighiales, Salicaceae. The coding region runs from base 411 to 1493 and encodes 360 amino acids.